This is a messenger RNA of Bombina bombina (fire-bellied toad), 3465 nucleotides long. RefSeq names its product PML-RARA-regulated adapter molecule 1. The transcript is spliced from 17 exons. The coding region runs from base 132 to 1907 and encodes 591 amino acids. Gene Ontology annotation, molecular function: protein binding. Gene Ontology annotation, biological process: integrin-mediated signaling pathway; T cell receptor signaling pathway; protein localization to plasma membrane. Gene Ontology annotation, cellular component: plasma membrane. Lineage: Eukaryota; Metazoa; Chordata; Amphibia; Anura; Bombinatoridae. The record is from RefSeq and is a predicted model, not a curated record.
AGUUAAAAAAAAAAAAUACAUUGCAAAAUGCUAGUUGCUGCAUGUAUGAAAAUUCAUUUAAUGUUCCUUAUUUUCAAAGACUUUUUAUUCACCUGAAGUUGCAAAAGUGAACAGGAGAGAUUUGUAACAGCAUGGCUGAAAAUGAAGAUUUUAAAACAUUACGAUCGAGAUUCCAAAAGAGUGUUGAGGAAAACAAAAUGAAAAUACAAAUGCCUCCUAUUCCUGCAAAGCCUACUAUACCAGCAAAGCCUAAUUUUGGACAAGGCGCUAACAAAUGUUUUCAAAAACCAGUACCAAAAGCAUUAUCUUCUCCUGAACUGCCUGCAUUACCAAGAAGAGAAAAAUUAAAUCCAGCUGAGAAUCUCUCUACUUCAAAUCAAAGUCUUUGCUCUCUUGGGAACGAUAGAAUGCAGUUUGAUAUAUCUGAAACAGAAUAUAAAGAAAGAAAAUCACCAAAAGAAACUUUCAAAAUUGAGAUGGAUAGAAUCCUUGGCCAAGCAAAUAUUAACAAUAAUCCUACAGCAACACAGACUGUGAAACCCGUUCUACCUAAACGGCCCAUGAACAUUGCAGUCAAGCCAACCAGUGCAAAUCAUCCCCCUAAACCUUUGCAAAUUUCUAAAAAACCUAUGCAGGAAAAAAAUCAAGUGCCAUUAAAAUUUCUGCCAAGUGUAGCGAUCCUGGGUCCAAAACCGGAAAAACCUUUGCGCCCUCCUUUUGUGAACUUGGGAAAGUUCAAAGAAGAAGAAAAUGAAGAAGAAAAAGAGUCUGAUUAUGUUGUUAUGAGGAGUUAUUCAGAACUUCCUCAAAUGACAGAAUCACAGUCUCCCAGGCUGACAUCAUCUCCAAGGUUGACCUCGUCAGUGUCUCAGCCCAAUCUCAUGAUUUUCUGUCCUACACGUCACAAGCAAACUCCCUCAGGAGAUAGCAGAAGUUUAUAUGAAGGUGUACUUCACUUUGGAUCAAUGAAGAAAGACAGAUCAACAUCCUUGCAGAAUGUAAUAAUACCAGAGUUGCCUUCUAUUCCGGUAUCACCUGUAGAAGAAGUUUAUGAUGAUAUAGAUUUGAUUGAAAAUAAACACAGACCACCACUUCCAGAGCCAAGAAAUUCCACAACUGAAGAAAACAUUUUAAUAACUAACUGGAGAAAUGACACCAACUUGAAGAAAAUGGAGAGACUAGAGAGGGAAUUUAUAAAGAACUUUCAGUAUACUGGAGAAAUUAAAGUGAUAACAAGAACGAUGGUUGACCCCAAUGCUUUUCUGCGGAAACCAGGAGGGAAAGAUCUUCCCUACACAAGAGGAGAAAUCUUGGAUGUAAUAGAGCUGACAAGUCCAGACAAAGUUUUAUGCCGCAACUUUGAAGGGAAAUUUGGAUAUGUGCCAAGAAAGGCUGUUCUUAAACUAGAGAAAAAUAUCUAUGAUAAUACUGGCCCUGCAGAAGAAAUAUAUGAUGACACCGAGUUGAUCUCCACCUCAUUACCUGCGGUGCCUUCUAAACAAAGGUUUCAACAGGGUUACGUCACGAGAAUGUUUCAAAGAAAUCAAAGUCAGCUGAGGGAAAGUAAACCUGAAAUACCAAAAAGAGAGGUUUCUAAAAACACCAAAAAAGAAGAAAAAGAAGCCAAAGAAUUAAAGAAGAAAUUUAAGUUUGAAGGUGAAAUAAAGGUUUUGACGAGGAUGAUGGUUGUUCCAAGUGCUGGAAACAAAAGAGGAGGAUUUAAAGAUCUGUCAAUUAGCAAAGGAGAGAUCUUUGAAGUCAUUCAGUUCACCAAUCAAGAGAAACUCCUGUGCCGAAAUAGUAAAGGAAAAUAUGGUUACGUUAAAAGAAAAUAUGUGCUGCAGCUGGAAAGUGAUCUUUAUGAUGACGCUGAUACCAUGAGGGCUUUAAUUAAGGGCAGGCAGUAAUGAAGUCUAAAUAGUCUUAUGGAUCUGGAAAGACAAACCAAAAAUGAAAAUAUCUCCAGCUCUUUCUGUAUAUUUGUAUUGCAAUUAUUUAUUGUUGGUGCCUUUAUUGAAUGAGAUUUUAUACUUUGCCAAAAUAAUAUGAAAUAGUUUUUUUUAGAUGCAAAAUAAUAUAUUUUACAUACAUUUUAUUGUACAAAAAAUGUUUUGCUAUCCAUGUAUAAAUAAAGUUGAACAUUUUAACAUUCCUCUGAAAGGUAAUAAAGAAGUUGCAAAAUAAUCAGUCGAUAAAAUGUUUACAUUGCAAAAUAUUAAAUCUUCUUUCCUUUAGGGCCUUAAAUAUAUUUAUAUAAAAUAAUCAAAUUACCUCUCAAGCACCUUUUUUUUCUAGAGAAAACAGACCCAGUUUGGCUAACCUCUCUGACAUUACCCUUAUUAGUUUUGUGGCUCUUCUCUGAACUUUUAUUUUAAUUCUGCAAUGUUCUUUUUUGAAAUUGGUCCCCAGAACUGAACUCCAUACUCAAGGUGAGGUCUUACCAGGGAUUUAUAUAUUGACAGAAUUAUACUUUCCUCCGUUGCAUUAAUGCAUCUUAAUACAUGCUAGUAUCAUAUUAGCAUUAGAAGCCACUGCCUUGCAUUGUGCAAUAAUUCUUAGCUUGUUAUCUAUAAGUACACCCAAAUCCCUUUAUUACCCUGUACUAACCUAAACACAUUAAAUAACUUUGUAUCAUCUGCAAAAAUUGGAGAUGGCACUAUUUAAUCCUUCCUUUAAUCUAUUAAGAAAAAUAUUAAAAAGAAUAGGACUCAAUACUAUCCCUUGAAGGACUCCACUAAUUGUCCAAUCUGUGUAUGAUCCAUUUACUACUACUCGUUGUUACUUGUUUUUUAUCCAGUUAUUUGUCCAUUUGCUAACAUUUUCAUAUAUUCCCAGUAACUUGAUUGUGUACACUAAUCUCUCAUGUAGAACUGUAUCAUAAACCUGUGCUAAAUCCAAGUAUAUCACAUCAACUGAUUCACCCAUAUCUAUAUUCUUAUUUCCUCAUACAAUCUUAUUAGUUUGACAUAAUGUAUUUCUCAUAAAACCAUGAUUUUUUGAACUCAUAAUCUUGUUUACACUAAUAUACUGUAGCAUAUAAUCCUUUAUAAUCCCAUUCUCUUCUCCACUAAUAAUGUCAGGCUUACUUGUCUAUAGAUCCCUGGAUCAACCCUGCUUUCCUUUUUAAAAAGUAGCACAACAUCAGCUUUACGCCAGUUCUAGGGUACUAUGCCUGAGGAGUCUUGAAAAAUUAAGAGCAGAGUAGGGGAAUAUGUGUGUAUUUACCAAAUCACCAGCUAGCUCCCAACAUUUAUAUCUAGAUGUGCUUUUGAAUAUGAUACCAUGAAAACAUAUUUGAUUUGAUAAAAGAAGUAAAUUGUAAAUUGAAAAGUGUGUUAAAAUGGCUUGCUCUAUGUAAAUUAUGAAAGUUACAUUUUGAUCUUCAUGUGUGUUUCAAAGAAUAUUAUAGUGUAAAUACUGUUAAACUAAAUGUAAUUAAUCAUUUAUUAAAUACACAAAAUCUUA